CGCCCUUCUUAGGAUUUAAUGCCCGCCACUUGGGCGGCCCCCGCAGCUGCCUCUUCCGCCUUCGCCAGGCCGCCUGGGGUGGCCAGCUCCCCACGCUCCCCCCACCUCCGACCUCCGAUCUAGGACUUCCUCGUGGUAUAACUACAGAAAGACAGGCCAUCCAUUUAAAGCAGACGGCCAUCCUGAGACGUCUGAACCCAGACAUGCUCCCUGAAGCCAGUUCCCUGUGGCUCCUUCGGCUACUCCGGGACGUUCAGCUGGCCCAGUUUUACCGGCCCAUCCUUGAGGAACUCAACGUCACUCGGCCAGAACAUUUUGACUUUGUAAGGCCUGAGGACCUGGACAACAUAGGCAUGGGCAGGCCUGCCCAGCGCCGACUUAAUGAAGCCCUGAAGAGGUACCGGUCAGGAGUCAAGUCCAAGAAUUGGGUAUACAAGAUACUUGGGGGCUUUGCUCCUGAACAGAAGGAGAUCCCUCCACGCUCAGAUAGUCCUCUAUGCUUCCAUGAGCCAGAGGGGGGACUCAAGUGUCUGAUUCCAGAGGGUGCUGUGCGCAGAGGGGAGCUGCUGGGUUCAGGCUGCUUUGGUGUUGUACAUCGAGGGCUAUGGACACUACCCAGUGGGCAGAGUAUCCCAGUGGCGGUCAAGUCCCUCCGUGUGGGUCCGGAGGGUCCGAUGGGCACAGAACUGGGCGACUUCCUGCGGGAAGUAUCUGUCAUGAUGAAGCUAGAGCACCCACACGUGCUGCGCCUGCAUGGCCUCGUACUGGGCCAGCCUCUACAGAUGGUAAUGGAACUUGCGCCACUGGGCUCCCUGCAUGCGCGCCUGACUGCCCCCGCACCGAUGCCCCCACUGCCUGUGGCCCUGCUGUGCCUUUUUCUGCGUCAGUUGGCAGGAGCCAUGGCCUACUUGGGGUCCUGUGGGUUAGUGCACCGGGAUCUCGCCACCCGCAACCUGCUGCUGGCCUCACCUCGAAUGAUCAAGGUGGCGGAUUUUGGACUGGUGCGGCCACUGGGCGGCGCCCGGGGACGCUACGUCAUGGGCGGGCCCCGUCCUAUCCCCUAUGCCUGGUGUGCUCCAGAGAGCCUACGCCAGGGAGCCUUCUCGUCUGCCUCUGAUGUGUGGAUGUUUGGCGUGACACUCUGGGAAAUGUUUUCUGGAGGUGAGGAACCCUGGGCAGGUGUUCCACCAUAUCUCAUCCUACAGCGACUGGAGAAGGACCGAGCCAGGCUGCCAAAGCCUCCCCUCUGUUCCAGGGCCCUCUACUCCCUCGCCUUGCGCUGCUGGGCCCCACACCCUGCAGAUCGGCCUAGCUUUUCCAACCUGGAAGGGCUGCUUCAAGAGGCUUGGCUUUCCGAAGGACGCUGUGUGAGGGAGGUCACAGAGCCAGGUGCUUUGCGGAUGGAACCCGGUGACCCCAUCACUAUCAUUGAGGGCAGCCCGGACACUGCAACCUGGAAAGGCCAGAAUGGCCGGACCCUCAAAGUGGGCAACUUUCCAGCUUCCGCAGUGACACUAGCAGACUUGGGGGGUUCACCAGUCACCCAUCCAGCCCACAGAGCUUCCCCUGCCCAUGGAGAGAAAUGCAGAGGGGGCACAGAUGGGGACAGGGAGAAGGCAACGUUACAAGACCUACCCCCAGCACGGAGCCACAGAACGAAGAUGCCCCUGCAGAGGAUGCGAGGCAUUUCCAAGAGUCUGGAAUCAGUUCUGUCCCUGGGCCCUAGACCCACAGGAGGUGGUUCAAGUCCUCCAGAACUUCGGCUUCCAAGAGCUAUGCCGCAAAGACUCCCAGACCUACCUCCACGCCCACCAGACCUGCCUCCACGCCCACCUAUUAUCUGCAACUCUUCUCAGCACACCCAGCCCCACAAAGCCCGGCCCAAAAGAGAAUCCUCACAUAAUCACCGCACUGGAGCACCUGGAGCCAGCAAAGCCACUGUCCCCUCUGGAGGUCCCUUGUCAGACCCCGAGUGGCAGAGGAAGAUUGUAGAGGUAGAGCUGAGUGUGCAUGGUGUCACCUACCAGGAGUGCCAAGUGGCACUCAGAACCACUGGGGGAGAUGUGGCUUCUGCUAUCCGGAACCUCAAGGUAGACCAGCUCUUCCACCUCAGUAACCGGUCCAGAGCAGACUGUCGUCGCAUCCUGGAGCAUCACCAGUGGGACCUGUCAGCAGCCAGUCGCUACAUCCUAGCCCGGUCCUGAACUCUGUAUCCUCAGGGAUGGACACCAGCAUGGGAUACCUGGUCCACCUAGGGCUUGGCCUUACGGACUAAUCAGAACAUGAGCUCUUGUCGGAGGCACGCUGAGGGAGAUGUACCUGCUGUGAGGAGUGACAGGAAGUGUAUAGGGCACUCAGGUACUGGCUAGUGCUUCCUCCGGGCCCUGCUUCUUGGCCUCUGAAGGGACCAAGACGGAUCAAGUCCACUCUGCCUAUUAUAUUCCCAAUUGAACAGGACUUGAAAGAAAAAGCUUUGGAGGAGGCCUCUACUCACUACAGACAAGGAUCAAGUAGCCAUACCGGAUCACGGACCAACCGUCAGAACUGUCAUUAGCUACUUCCCUAAACUCUAUGGGGCACCCAACUUAGAUAUUGACUUGGGGGCUGCUCUGGUUUGGUCCAGAAUCACUAUGGGUGAUGAAAACUAACUUUUUGGACUCAAGGACUUUUUUUCCCUUUAAUCCAAAUAGUAUAGAUUAUACAGGCUGACUGACGCUAGCCAGCAGACGCCACUCCCUUUGUGUUGUCUGGUAUUUACCCUCUCCCAUCACAUCCGGCUUCUACUGUU
This is a messenger RNA of Mus caroli (Ryukyu mouse), 2788 nucleotides long. It is a transcript of the gene Tnk1, whose product is annotated as tyrosine kinase non receptor 1. Gene Ontology annotation, molecular function: protein tyrosine kinase activity; protein binding; ATP binding. The record is from RefSeq and is a predicted model, not a curated record. NCBI's taxonomy places the organism in Eukaryota, Metazoa, Chordata, Mammalia, Rodentia, Muridae. Gene Ontology annotation, biological process: protein phosphorylation.